AAGCUGACAGUGCCACAGUUACACCGAAGACCAGAUGCAACAAGUCACGAUUGCCCAUCGACAAGCCAAGAACUGGCCCGACUGGGUGGCCUUGGGAACGGUGCGAUUGCUGCGAUGGGGAAUGGACUUGGUCACGGGAUACCACCAUCCUCCCCCCGGCAAGGAAAACGAGGCCAAGUUCAAGAUGACCGAGAAGAAGUGGCUUACUCGAUUUGUAUUCCUGGAGAGCGUGGCGGGAGUGCCUGGAAUGGUAGGGGGAAUGUUGCGACACUUAAGGAGUUUGCGACGCAUGAAGAGAGACAAUGGAUGGAUCGAAACCCUUCUGGAGGAGGCGUUCAAUGAACGGAUGCAUCUGCUCACCUUCCUCAAACUCGCAGAGCCCGGAUGGUUCAUGCGCAUGAUGGUUCUCGGCGCCCAAGGGGUGUUCUUCAACGGCUUUUUCAUCUCCUACCUCAUUUCGCCACGGAUCUGCCAUCGAUUCGUCGGAUACCUGGAAGAGGAGGCGGUGAUCACCUAUACUCGGGCGAUCAAGGAGAUCGAAGCGGGCAAACUCCCCGAGUGGGAGAAGCUGGAAGCGCCCAAGAUCGCCAUCUCGUAUUGGCAAAUGCCGGAGGGGCAGCGCAGCAUGAAGGACCUGCUUCUCUACGUCCGGGCGGACGAGGCCAAACACCGAGAAGUCAACCACACCCUGGGAAACUUGAAGCAAGGGGCGGAUCCGAAUCCGUACUCGGCCAAGUACAAGGACCUGACCAAGGCGCACCCCGGAAAGGGCAUUGAAAACCUGAAACCCACCGGAUGGGAGCGAGAGGACAUCAUCUAGGGAUCACAUGGCUUUCCCCGGUUUAUUUCUGCUUAGUAUUUUGUCUAUUUUGUCAGCACGGAGUUUCCGAGGUUGUUUCAUCAUGGGUUGCUGGUUCAACCCGGUGGGGGUUUGCACAGGCGCAGUUGACAUUUGGGUUAAUUCGGCAUGCGGGACUGUAUUUUUACUUUUUAUUGUAUGAUAGAUUGAACUCCUCUCGAUGUUAAAUGAAUGCAGCAUUGACGCAGAUGUA
Messenger RNA from Aspergillus steynii IBT 23096, 1052 nucleotides. RefSeq names its product alternative oxidase. The record is from RefSeq and is a predicted model, not a curated record. Gene Ontology annotation, biological process: alternative respiration. Bases 35 to 820 code for a protein of 261 amino acids. Lineage: Eukaryota; Fungi; Ascomycota; Eurotiomycetes; Eurotiales; Aspergillaceae. Gene Ontology annotation, molecular function: alternative oxidase activity. Gene Ontology annotation, cellular component: mitochondrion. The transcript has 2 exons.